AUGUUUCAGGUCACCGAAGGGAGCGAAGCCACAGAGACGGUCAGUAGCGCUUCCUCCGCAACGACGGCAGCCUCGACGCUAUCGGACGACGGGCUGUCCCAAACGACAACACCCAUGUCGACACGGAGGGCCACCCUGGAGGUGAGCCUCGGAGACACGGACCCGCCUGGGCUGCUGCUUCCGUUCCCGCUGCCGCCACCUAACCGAACAGAACCGUGGUUCAAGAACCAAGCAGACAGCCGGCUGGUGCAUCAGGGCGUGUGCGACUACUGCUUGUUCGACGGAGAGGGCAACUUCACCAGCUACGGCUACCCGCUCGACUACCCUCCACUGCUUGAGUGCACUUACCGCGUCAAGCGGGUGGGCGGGGCCUGCUCGCUCCAGGUGCACUUCCACGACUUCGACCUGGAAGAGUCGCCCGGAUGUCGCAACGACUACCUGGCCGUCGCCGACAAGAAAUUCUGCGGACGGCGGCGCUACCGUGGCCACACAGAAAUUGUGGACUUCCCUAAGGACAAAGACGAGGUGACGUUCUAUCUGCACACCAAUCCUCUUGUCUCUGGCAAGGGUUUCUGGAUUGAGGUUACCCGGCGUCCCGGUUUCUGUGACACACGCAAGAAUGUGGUGGGUCCAUGCGAGGAGCGCCACUCGCAGGAGGAGUUUCAGCUGUGGAGCCCGGGCUUCCCGGAGUCGUACGCGACCAACCAGAAGUGCUGGUACUACAUCCGCCGGGCCACGGACGCCGUGUGCGGCCUCGAGCUCACUUUCCUGAACUUCGAGCUGGAGCAGAGCGACAGCUGCAUCUACGACUACCUCGACGUGGACGGACAGAAGCUGUGCGGAUCCAUAACGCCGGGCGCCGUCCGCGUGUUCAUGUUCAACCGUGACCAACUCCUGAUGCACUUCAGUAGCGACAGCCAGAACAACAAACGUGGCUUCCACAUCAAGGCCCGCCAGAUUACGACAUGCUACCCGGGAAGCGUGCUUCCACCGCCUCCGCUGUGCGACAUGUGCACGGACCGGCUGAGCGAUGACAUCACGAGCUACGGAUUCCCGACCGCCUACCGAGGCAACAUGCUGUGCCGCGUGACCAUCAGCCGGCCCUCGGACGCCUUCUGCGCGGUCGAGAUGCACUUCCGCGAGUUCGACGUCGAGAAGUCGUCGCGCUGCGACCGGGACUUCUUGCAGAUUGACAGGGACCGUUACUGCGGCACCAUGCUCAAGGGACAGCGCAAGCGCAUGGUGUAUGACACGGAGGGCAACGCCGUGAUGGUGUUCAAGACGGACGAGUCCGUGUCCGGCAAGGGCUUCCACGUGCGCUUCCACCAGGUCCCCUGCGGCGCGGCGCACCGGGACCCCGUCGCCACAGCGGCCACAACCACGACGGCGGCCAGCGGCAUCCUGCCGCCGGGUCCCCCCAAGGACGUGCUUCGCUGCGACCAGCGCUUCGACAGGCAGCGUGAGUUCUACGUGCAGAGUCCCAACUACCCGUCGCACUACCUGGACAACCAAGACUGCCGGUACGUGAUCACCAAGGCCGGAGAGGACGUAUGCCACCUGGAGCUCGUGUUCGCCUCCUUCGACAUCGAGUCAUCGCCGGGAUGCCAGUACGACUACCUCGAGUUCGGCGGACAACGACACUGCGGUUCGCUGCCUGCAGACCAUUCCUACGUGAUCCCGUUCCUGGGAAGUGACAUGGUGCUGCACUUCCACUCGAACGUAGCCACCACGCGACGUGGUUUCUCAGUGCGUGCCCGUCAGAUCAAGUGUGCGUUGGGCACAUCGCCGGCGCCCCCGCCUCCAUCGCAGCUACCGGGGCCGCCCGGGUCCUCGCACCCGGACUAUGGCGCUGGGGACGGCAAGUCGCAGGGUGUCAUCGUGACCACCACGACGCCUGUGCGCAUCACGACGCCGUAUGCACCCGGUCCCGUCAGCAGCACAACCGGGGAGCCGUACAUCACGCGUCGCUCGUGCGACGUCUACAUGGACAAGAUGGAGUUCGAGCUGGAAAGUGCCAACUACCCCGGCGACUACGAGGACGGCACGGAUUGCGUGUACACGGUUCGACGCGCUCACGGCAACAUAUGCCAGAUGGAGAUCACCUUCCUGGACUUCCAGCUGCAGCCUUCGGAUUCAUGCCAGGGUGACUACUUGGCCAUCGACGGCACGCGCGUCUGCGGAACCGUAGUGCCCGGGGCCGUCCGCUUGAUGGACUUCCUGGAGCCGCAGAAGGUUAUGCGCUUCCACACGGACGACUCGCAGAGCGACCGUGGUUUUCACAUCGCCGUCCGGCAGGACGAGUGCGACGAGCCAGCCUCAACACCCGGAGGAGGUGGAGUUCCCGCGGGCGAUGAAGAGAGAGAAUGCGACGAGACCAUCCACAAGCCCGAAGCCAUGCUGCUCAGUGCCAACUACCCGGCGAACUACGGCAACAACCUCGACUGCAGGUACACGGUGCGCAAGAUGAGCUCCUCAGUGUGCCGCCUUGAGAUGAACUUCGAGCGCUUCGACGUGGAGUCCAGCACCGACUGCGAGUACGACUACCUGGACGUCGACGGACAGCGCCUAUGCGGGAUCUUCUCCCGCAACACAUCCGGCAUGUACGACUUCGAGGAGAACGAGAAGCAGCUGCACUUCCACUCGGACGCAGCCAACUCCCGACCAGGUUUCCGCAUUCGGCUGCGACAGGUCGAGUGUGUGGACGAAGACGAGGCGGAGUCGCCGCGGCCGCCACCCUUCAGGCCCCUGCAGGGGGGCUUCACUACCUCGACCCUGGGUGUCGGAGGUGAUAGCGUCCACCGCGAGCACCACAAGUGCGACAAGAUCCUCACGAACCGACUGUUCGACGUGCGCAGCCCAAACUACCCGGGAGGAUACCCGCCCAAUCUGGACUGCAAGUACAUCGUCUUUCAGGCUUCGCGUGACAUCUGCAGCGUGGAGUUCACUUUCAUCGACUUCGACGUAGACAAGGACAACGAGUGUUUCUCGGACUUCCUCGAGAUCGACGGGGAGCGCGUGUGCGGUGUCCUGCCCCCAGGAUCCAAGAGGUUGGUGCACUUCAGCAGCUCACAGAUGGUGUUCCGCUUCCGGUCUGACCAGGGAGGAAGCCGGCCUGGCUUCCACAUUAAAGCUCGCCAGGUUGAGUGCGGCUCGCGACUGCCACCGGUUACGGGACUCGAGAAAGCUCCGGCCCUGGGAGUGCCGUGCAUGUACGAGUUCUGUGACCAGAGUGGCGUAUUCUACAGCCAGGGAUUUCCGGGUCCUUACCCCAACCAGAUGUCCUGCACUUAUCGCGUCAUUGCCGCGGCUCCCGACAGAUGCAGGGUGGAGCUGUCGUUCAUCCAGUUCAACUUGCACUCGAACAACAGCCCAGACGGCCAGUGUGGCGCCGACUUCAUGGAGAUCAACGGCGUCCGCUACUGCAACCGUCAGCUGGAGGGACAGAUACGCAUCUUGGACUUCAAGGGUCCCCGCCGUAGCGUGACAAUGCAUUUCAUAUCCAAUGACCACGAUGCCGGGAAAGGAUUCCUCGGCUUCUACAAGCAACUCGGCUGCCCCACGGGAGAAGGAGGCGACGGCCGACCCCCGACGUCCCUGGGAGGAGGACCACCCGAGUUGUACCAUCCGAAACCGUAUCCGCAUCCGUCGGAUUCUUUGGGCGUCGCCACCAAACGACAGCAGCAUGAUCACCCGCAGCCCAGCUGCAACCGGCUGUACGCGCUCGAGGAGUUCGAGCUGGAGAGCCCCGGCUACCCGGGCCCUUACCGGCCGGGACUCGACUGCCGGUACUUCAUCCGGCGACACAGCGACGCCGUGUGCGCGCUGCUAGUCACAUUCGACGCCUUCGACCUGGAGUACAGCGCCGGCUGCCACCACGACUACCUGGAGCUGGCCGGCCACAAGAUAUGCGGACAGGUGCCCGCCGGAAAGACCACCCACCGGUGGACUUAA
Dermacentor silvarum is the source of this 3951-nucleotide messenger RNA. Its product is annotated as cubilin. Gene Ontology annotation, molecular function: serine-type endopeptidase activity. The transcript has 20 exons. The coding region runs from base 1 to 3951 and encodes 1316 amino acids. Lineage: Eukaryota; Metazoa; Arthropoda; Arachnida; Ixodida; Ixodidae. The record is from RefSeq and is a predicted model, not a curated record.